Messenger RNA from Alternaria postmessia, 750 nucleotides. RefSeq lists its product as uncharacterized. NCBI's taxonomy places the organism in Eukaryota, Fungi, Ascomycota, Dothideomycetes, Pleosporales, Pleosporaceae. Gene Ontology annotation, molecular function: FMN binding. The record is from RefSeq and is a predicted model, not a curated record. The transcript is spliced from 2 exons. The coding region runs from base 1 to 750 and encodes 249 amino acids.
AUGUUCUACCAACCUGGAAAAGAAGACCACGGAUUACCGUACGAUCCAUUCAAAGCAUGCGUCCUUCCCCGACCGAUAGGCUGGAUAUCGACACUCUCACCUGAUGGCCACGCAAAUCUAGCUCCCUACUCUCAAUUCAACAAUCUCACCUUCGACCCGCCAUACGUAAUGUUUAGCGCCAAUCAAACGCCUAGCAACUCACAGAAAGAUACUGUCCGCAACGUCGAAGCUACAGGAAAGUUUAUUUGGAAUCUAGCGACGUAUGAGCUAAGGGAGGAAGUAAACAGGAGUGCAGUGCAAGAAGAAUAUGGUGUUGACGAGUUUGAGAAGGCGGGUGUAGAAAAGGAGGACAGUAAGCUGAGUGGAGUUGUUGUAGUUGGCAAUAGUGGCGAGGGCAGGAAGGAAAUGAUGAUCCCAAUGGUGAUGCGCAGUCCGGUGAAGUUCGAGUGCGAGUACUACACUACGUUGCGACUUCCUGGAAACCCGCCUAUGGGGUCAGCAGACGUGGUGAUAGGGAAGGUAAUCGGUGUGCACAUCGAUGAGCGCGUGUUGACUGAUGGCAAGAUCGAUGUGAGGAAGACGGAGCCGAUUGCUCGAUGUGGGUACUAUGAAUAUGCGGUCGUGAGGGAUACUUUUGAGAUGCGCAUUCCGGGAGAGGACAAGGCAAUUUUAGCGGGGUUAGAGGGGAGUGCUAAAAAGAACGAGAUGUUGGAUAGGGAAGGGCAUGUAGACGAUGACGCGAAGCGAUGA